Chlamydomonas reinhardtii is the source of this 2499-nucleotide messenger RNA. RefSeq lists its product as uncharacterized. NCBI's taxonomy places the organism in Eukaryota, Viridiplantae, Chlorophyta, Chlorophyceae, Chlamydomonadales, Chlamydomonadaceae. Bases 147 to 1145 code for a protein of 332 amino acids. Gene Ontology annotation, biological process: phosphatidic acid biosynthetic process. The record is from RefSeq and is a predicted model, not a curated record. Gene Ontology annotation, cellular component: membrane. The transcript has 8 exons. Gene Ontology annotation, molecular function: 1-acylglycerol-3-phosphate O-acyltransferase activity.
AGGGCCCGGGUACCGCUGCUUGUGCGACUCCAAGCCGUGCCUUGCAGCUUUUGCCACACUAGCGACAAUACUGCAGUAAUAAAUACUUAGUACUAAUUAGGCUGUGUUUUAUACACAUAUCUACCAGGAGGAAAAUGGCGAGCGUUAUGGCGCGUAAAAGCAGUUUGGCUCAAGCGGCCAUCGAGCGGAAGCCGGUGCUGCUGCGGCCUCAAUUGAAUGUGCCACGUAUGUCUGGUAUCACUGCAUUGCCGAUGGAGCGUCGGCCGCUGCCUGUGGCGCCUUCUCCAUCGGCGAAGCCCGAGCUGCCCGCGCGCUCGGCGCUGGUUUGCCAUGCAGCCGCAGCGAGUGUACCUCUGCCCAACUCAGACUCCGCUCCUCAGCCGAACGUCCUGCUGGCCAAAAUUCGCGCCAUCAUGUUCUUCGCCUGGAGCUUCCUGCUGUCGCUGCCGCUGUUUGUGACGAUGAUGGUCAUGGCGCCGCUCGUGCUGGCGUUCGACAAGUACCGGCGUCUGGCGCAGCACUUUGUGAACAACCUGUGGGCGUGCGCCUCCACGGCGCCCUUCUACAAAGUCACGAUCAUUGGCCGUGAGAACCUGCCGCCGCCCGACAAGCCGGUGGUGUACGUGGCCAACCACCAGAGCUUCCUGGACAUCUACUCGCUGUUCCACCUGCAGCGGCCCUUCAAGUUCAUCAGCAAGACAUCCAACUUCCUCAUCCCCAUCAUCGGCUGGAGCAUGUUCCUCACAGGCCACGUGAUGAUAAACCGUGUGGACCGGCGCUCUCAGCUCAAGUGCCUGCAGCAGUGCCGCGACCUGCUGGCGGAGGGCGCGCCCGUGCUGUUCUUCCCUGAGGGCACUCGCAGCCUGGACUGCAAGAUGGCGGGCUUCAAGAAGGGCGCCUUCAGUGUGGCGGCCAAGGCGGGCGUUGAGGUGGUGCCCAUCACACUGCUGGGGACAGGCUCGCUCAUGCCCAGCGGCAAGGAGUCCCAGCUGCGGCCGGGCCAGGUGACCAUCGUGGUGCACAAGGCGCUGCCGCCCAACAAGAACGCCGACCAGCUCUGCGACGCGGCGCGGCAGGCGGUGGCAAGCUCGCUGCCGCCCGAGCUGGUGGGCAGCGCCACAGAGAUGGCGCCGGAUGAGCAGUAGAGCGGCGGAGGGCGAGGAGGAGGAGGAGGAGGAGCGGGAGGGGGGGGGAGGGGGGGGGGGUGGCGGGAGUCUGAGCGGUAGAGAGGGGAGGAGCGGCGGGAGGUCGAGUGGUUGAGGGGGGAGGUGGAGGAGGAGCGGGAGGGGGGGGUGGCGGGUGUGGGUCGGGUAGUUUGUUCUAAUCACAAAGAGGACGCGUGUGUGACGGGGGAUUGGAGUUUUGAAGGUGGAGAUUCGGAUGGGGCGGGGUGGGGCAGAUUCGGAUAUGAAUCUGGGGUUGGAUCUGGAGCCGGGGUUGGGGUUUGGUGGGGGAGCUAGAGCCAGGACCGGACAGGCGCUGAGGAUGGGGGCUUGCCGUAGCUGCGUUGGCCAGCGACCGUGGAAUGAGAAGAGAUAGGGACGGAUUACAUGAGACAAAGAAAGCUGUGGGGAAGGAGCCUUGACGCAUGAUGGGUGGCUGCGGCAGUGCGGCUUAGCCACAAUGGGAGCCAGGUGUGUGUGCAUUGUGUCUGGAUGUAACCGGACGAUGCGGACGAUGCGGGUUGAGCAUGGCCGGGGGCAUGGCCGGGCCGCCGGGGACAUAGGGGUUUGAUGACACGGCAGUACGGCAUGGAAUUGGGGCAUGGAUCCGGGGCAUGGAUCCGGGGCACCGCGGGCUUGGACCGGACUACGUCGUAGUGGCGUGGUGGGCCGAAUAUGUGUGUAGGCAGCAACAUAGGAAGCGGACCCCGCGGCCUGUGCGUGUCAGUGUGUCAGCAUGUGGCCUAGCCACCGCGCGGCGCAGCGCACCGCGGCGUGGCCCUGGGCAGACUGCCGCGGCGCCAUGUCAGCACGUGCACGCAUGCACACGGGCGGGCUGGGCCGGGCUCAGCCGUGAGCGCGAUGGAAGGGCAGCGCGCCAGCUCCGGGAAGGGGGCGGUUCGUUAAGAAGGGGGAGCGCACGGUAGGUCACUGCAGCAAUGCACUCAGGAGGCAGGGCCAGGACUGCGGGGGAAUGCAGACCUGUGUGAGGCUGCAACAACAGCGUAACCGGCAGUCGGCCUAACCGGCUGGAGGUAAGGGAAGUGCAGGAGGAACAAGAGAGGCGGAGGACCGAGGGUUCCACUGCAUCACCUGGACCCUGUUAGCGAAGUGUUUGCUAGUGAAUGCGAAUGCAAGACGCCGUCGCGAGCUCCAGGCUAGCAACAAACAUCACGAAAGAAGUUAGUGUCAGCGGCAAUGCGGUUACUUGUUACCUUCGAGACGAGACACCGGUGCGCGCUCCACGCUGCUCCGCAUUCGGCACGCCAAACGGAGUCCGAGUGACCCUGGAAUGGGGUGUUGCACGAGAUGAGGAGGGGGGGCUUAAAGCGAGUAG